Molecule: messenger RNA, 897 nt
Organism: Glycine soja
Lineage: Eukaryota; Viridiplantae; Streptophyta; Magnoliopsida; Fabales; Fabaceae
Product: actin-depolymerizing factor
Exons: 3
Coding region: 141-581 (146 amino acids)
Biological process (GO): actin filament depolymerization
Cellular component (GO): actin cytoskeleton; cytoplasm
Molecular function (GO): actin filament binding
Source: RefSeq, a predicted model, not a curated record
UUUCUUUUCUUCACUCAACUCUUAAUAUAUAUAUAUAUAUAUAUUCUCUUCUCUUCUAAGUUCUAACAUUGCAUUAUUCACUUCAAAGUUCAAUUCUUUCUCUGUCGUCGCUCUUUCUUCAACUUCAAGCUUAAUUCCUCAUGUCUUUCAGAGGCCUCAGCCGGCCAAAUGCCACAUCAGGCAUGGGUGUUGCUGAUCACAGCAAAAACACCUUCAUGGAAUUGAAGCAGAAGAAGGUUCAUCGUUAUGUGAUCUUUAAGGUCGAUGAGAAGAAAAGGGAGGUUGUGGUUGAGAAGACUGGUGGCCCGGCUGAGAGCUAUGACGAUUUUGCUGCAUCUUUGCCGGAGAAUGAUUGCAGAUAUGCUGUCUUUGACUAUGAUUUCGUCACUUCUGAGAACUGUCAAAAGAGCAAAAUCUUCUUCAUUGCAUGGUCCCCUUCAACAUCUCGGAUUCGUGCCAAGAUGCUCUAUGCCACUACUAAAGACAGGUUCAGACGUGAGCUAGAUGGUGUCCAUUAUGAAAUCCAGGCUACUGACCCCACAGAAAUGGAUCUUGAAGUGCUGAGAGACCGUGCACAUUGAAAUGUUUAAGCACUUAAAUUCAUUUUCAUAUCAGAAUCUACUAGGUUUUACCUUUAAUGAAUUACCUCUUCAUGCUUUGUCAUCUGCAGAGCCCAUCUUGCCACAGAUAUAUAACUCCUAUCCAAUAAUAUGAAUCUGAAGGCUGAUGGGUUUAAAGCUUUUGGCAGUUAUUGUUGUAAAUCCCAGUGUGCUGGACUUGUAUUGUAUGAGCGUGACUCUAUGGAUCCAGAUAGAUUACUUGGAUGAAAAAGUCCCUUGUUCUAACUUUGGCAAGUAUCUAUAAAAAAUUUCAAAACUUGCAUUUAUCAAUAUUUAA